This is a messenger RNA of Haliotis rubra (blacklip abalone), 2424 nucleotides long. RefSeq names its product serine/threonine-protein kinase TBK1-like. The transcript is spliced from 20 exons. Gene Ontology annotation, biological process: peptidyl-serine phosphorylation. Gene Ontology annotation, cellular component: cytoplasm. The record is from RefSeq and is a predicted model, not a curated record. Gene Ontology annotation, molecular function: protein serine/threonine kinase activity; ATP binding. The coding region runs from base 151 to 2334 and encodes 727 amino acids. NCBI's taxonomy places the organism in Eukaryota, Metazoa, Mollusca, Gastropoda, Lepetellida, Haliotidae.
UAAAAAUAGGCACACGUAACAUGCCUCUACCUCUGCAGUGACUGACAGACGCUAUAUCUAAACAUGAUGAAACCCAGGUCUUUCGUCAGUGAACUGAAAUGGUCGGACACACAACAGACGUUUGCAUCACGGCAGUGGCAAUGCUAGGUGAUGUUUACUUCGGCAACUGAUCGUGACGUGGAAAGAACUACAACACAUGUUUAUCAGAAAAAAGAUCAGCUUGGAACAGGGUCGUCCUGCGAUGUGUAUAUAGGGUUACAGAAGGGCACAGGGGAACAUCACGCUUUGAAAAUCUUUAAAGACGCUCAGUGGGCACGAUCAGAAGAACGCCGACGCGAGGUAGUUGCACUUCAAAAACUGAAGCACCACAACAUCAUCAAGUUCUUUGGCGAAGAGGAAGAGGCGAGUACGGGGUUGACGCUGUUGGUGUUGGAGCUGUGUCAGGAGAGUCUUCACAACUUCCUCCAGGAACCCUCACAAUCCCGGGGCCUGGGGGACUCCGAGACGCUGUUGUUGGUGGAGCAUCUCAGUUCGGCAGUUCACUAUCUCCAUAGAAAGAAGUACGUGCACCGGGACAUCAAACCCGGCAACAUUCUGCGCCACAUCGACAACGACGGAAGCUGCACAUACAAGUUGUCCGACUUCGGCGCAAGUCGGUUUUUAGAGGAGGAGGAUUUGUUCUUGUCCUUGGCUGGAACAGAAGAAUACCUGCACCCCAAAGUGUACGAGAAGGCGUUUGUGGACCGUGGUGCUGUCAUCUGCUUCGACUCAUCUGUGGACCUGUGGAGUGUGGGCUGCACGCUGUACCAGGCAGUCACCUGUCAGAUCCCCUUCCGGCCCCACGGGGGAGUCCGAUCCAACAGGACAAUAAUGUUUCAGAUGAUUGCUGAGAAGCCAUCCGGUUCCAUUUCGGGUUACCAAGCAACGGAACAUGGGCAGAUCAUGUGGGAAAGACACAUACCAAACACGUGCAAGCUGUCACAGCCAUUGAGAGAGCAAUUGAGGACAUUGAUUGCCCAGCUGUUGGAGAAAGACCAGGCCCACCUCUUGUCACAUAACGAGUUCUACCAGCAGGUGAAGGUCAUCACGCACUACGUCAUGGUCGUUGUCUUCAACGCCGAAGACGUCACAUACGUCAUCAUCUACAUCAAACCAGACUCUAGCUUGGCAGAGUUUAAAGACGACGUUGCUGGAAGGACGGACAUCAUGGCGGGGGAUCAGCUGCUCUUUCAUAGGGGCCUCAGUUUGACAGAUCUCAUCGGGGAUGACGUGAUCACCGUCGCUUGUUUGUCAUGUGACUUCCGGGAACCAGUUAUUUUGAUAUCAAAGAACGAGACAGACAGCGUGAUGAGAGAACCGAAACCUUUGGAACCACCGCCCACGUUCCCGUCAGGCUCAGUGCUGGAGAAGGACAUCCACGUGGCCCACAAGAUGGCGGUUUUUCUGUCCGGGGUGAAGGACAGGAUAGCCUCAUUCGUUGAUACUGAAGAAUCCAUGGGAAAGGCUGACGUAUGCAUGAGUGACUACUUAAAGAAACACGAGUCAAGGCUUGAGCGGACUGCAAGUAAACUCAGCACCAAGUUACAGAACACGAGGGGGAAACUGGAACUCAUGCUGGACACGGAGAGGAAGCGGGUCCAGGUGACCUCGGAACACAACUCGUCAAUAUCACACAGGUGCAGCCGGGUCCGGAGCUCGAUACCGAAGCUCAAUGAACAGCUCAUGAAGGUGACCAAGGAAUUGUCCACUUGUAAACAACACACGUCUAAUCAUACUGUGCUGAUGGUACACCACAAGUGUUCGCCCAAAUGUGUCGAGAAAGCAUCCGUUCUGUCGGUGAAAGGACGUGAUAGUUGGCGGGGGAUGUACCAGAGGAAGAAAUGUCGGCCCAUGUCCGAGUUUCAGCAGCUGCAACACACAAGAGACAGGACUACUAUGGCGGAUGUGUGUGCUACCUGCACGUCUCUGUAUCAGGGUCAUUGCCUUCCCAACAUGAAGAAACACAUGGCGGCUUUUGGAACCCGCAUCCAGGUGUUCCACAGUGUGCAGAUGAACCUGUUGGACAUAAGGAAGACCCUGUCUUUUGUCAAGGAGCAAAUAGAUGACCUGGAUGCAACGCUUAUUCAGGUCGGAUCUUUCAGCGGGCGGGCAUGGAGUGGCGUCACAAGUCAGAUCAGCAGUCUGCGUCAUGGUGUCCCUUUGGAUGACGGCAGCGCUUCACUUCGAGUCAUGAAGGAAUCUGCUGAAAACAGGAACAGUAUGGAAAAGCUCCUGAAAACGCUGCCUGACCUAAGAGCCCUGCCGGAUGUGUUCAACAAAUUUGAAAACGGCUGAUAAAGUUGUUAUUCUGCGAAUAGACGAGGAAUGUCUCUACCUCACAGCCGACAUAAAACGACAAAGACACUGACACUUGUUCCCAGAUUG